Chelonoidis abingdonii (Abingdon island giant tortoise) is the source of this 1884-nucleotide messenger RNA. It is a transcript of the gene NSUN3, whose product is annotated as NOP2/Sun RNA methyltransferase 3. Gene Ontology annotation, cellular component: mitochondrial large ribosomal subunit. Gene Ontology annotation, molecular function: RNA methyltransferase activity. Gene Ontology annotation, biological process: rRNA methylation. The record is from RefSeq and is a predicted model, not a curated record. Lineage: Eukaryota; Metazoa; Chordata; Testudines; Testudinidae.
GCCCCUUCGCCAUGUGGCUGCUGCGCGCCCCAGCCCGGCUGCGCCGCCAGCUCGCUGCCUCCUGUGGGCUGCGGGGGGGCCCUUCCCUGGCGCGGGAGCAGGUGAAAUCAGAAGGGAAGCCUCAAAAACAGAUCUGCCAAGUUGUUCUGGAUCACUUUGAGAAGCAAUACACGAAGGAGCUGGGAGAGGCAUGGAGCACAGUCAGGGAGGUGCUCACAUCACCAUUGUGCUGGCAAUAUGCUGUUCUGCUUAAUAAAUUCAGCUAUUCCUCUGAACUGGAGAACAACUUACAUUUGAAGGGGUAUCUUAGUCUCUUUCAGGAAACCUUACCCUAUCUCCCAGGAUCAUUAAAAUGUUACAUUAGUAGAACUCCUGGGAGAUUCCCUGCACAAAAACACCAGAUCGGUAAACUCAAGGAGUAUUAUCUGCUGAAUGCUGCUUCACUUCUGUCAGUGCUGGCACUGGAAAUAAAGGAUGGGGAAAGGGUUUUGGAUAUGUGUGCUGCUCCAGGCGGUAAAUCAAUAGCUAUGCUGCAGUGUGCUUGGCCAGGUCAUCUUCACUGUAAUGAGUAUGAUAGUCUGAGAUCAAAGUGGUUGAAACAGACACUAGAAUCCUUCAUCCCAGAGCCCCUGAUGAAUUUAAUUACUCUCUCUGAACUGGAUGGGAGACAGAUUGGAGACCUCCAUCCUGAAUUGUAUGACAAGGUACUGCUGGAUGCUCCGUGUUCAAAUGACAGAAGUUGGUUAUUCUCUUCUGAUAUUCAGCAGGCUACACUUAGACUCAUCCAAAGGAAGGAGUUAUCUUCUCUACAGGUACAGCUACUAAGGUCUGCCAUUAAAGCCUUGUGUCCUGGAGGAUCUGUGAUCUAUUCUACGUGCACUCUCUCGAAGGCAGAAAACAGUGAUGUAAUCAGUCACAUCCUAAGCUCCUGCAGUAACAUUCUGCCUGUAGAUAUAAGUGAACUGGCCAGUGUCGUUUCCGAUGAGUUCUCUCUGGUUGCUGGUGUCCAGCCGCAUGAACUUUUAGUACUUCCAGCGAAAGGGAAAGCAUGGGGUCCUAUGUAUGUAGCUAAAUUAAAGAAAACGUAGUCUGGGUGGCAUUAUUAGGCUUUUGUAAUUCAUAUUGACAGAUGUUUAUUUAUUUUAAUACGCUGUAUGCAUAUGCAAUCUGUGCCAAAUAUUUGUCCAAGUAGCCUGGAUUUAGAGUUGUGAACUGAUAUAUCAGAUGCUGUGAAAUGAUCAUUACGUUUGAGAUUGAAUUUGUAAAUAGACAAUAUCUAGUAUGGCCUAAGCCUGCAGUUGGAUCAGUUGGCACAAACCUCUGGCAUCUGGACCCAUGUGGAGUCCAUUAAUGUAUGAGUCUGCAGAGGCAAUGUAUUCCAGAUUCCAUAGUAUCUUGAAGAGCCCAAAAGCACUUAAUCUUCUAUACAGCAACCUUCUAUACUGCUUUUGGGGUGAAGGGCAGCAACCAACUCGCACAGAGCUUGCUGUACAGUGAGGAAGAGAGGCUCUUCAGUGUCUGCCUGAGGUGGACAGGACCUCGCCAUGGUCUCAUCUGACUGACCCCACAAAAUAAACCUGCACAGAACUUAACUACUCUUUCACAAGAGGAUGCAGAGUUGCAUCACCUCUGCUGGGUUUGAAGUGGUCCCAAGGAGUCAGUAUGUCAAACUUGAUACUCUCACAUUCCUUCUGAUGGCAUAAAAAGAAACACAAGUUGCUUUGUUAAAAAAAAUAAUCCUAAAAUACUUUCAUAAUGAAAAUUUGUUGACAGGAAGACAGAUAUGCAAUGUAAUGAUUUAGUCUACAGAGACAUUUUGUACAUCAGGGCAGCAGUCAAUACACACAUUUUAUAUUGUUUUCUAUAAAGCAAAUGUCAAUCUUU